AUGAGCCUUUUGGAUCAAGUAGUUAAGCAACUUGCUUCUAUCGAACUCAAGGAUGAUGACAUAGCUGAAUACAUUGCUGGCAUUGUUGAGGAUGCCUCCAUGGAGGAGGAAGAAAAACGUGAUGUUAUCACAGAAUUCUUAUCAGAAGCUACUGACAAAGACACAACAAAUUUUGUCAGUGCAAUUUUAAAUGAUUGGAAAAAAGCUCAAGAGGAGAGAGAAAAGGAAGCGGAUGAAAGAAAGGCAAAACUUAUUGCAGAUGCCAAAGUGCGUGAGGAAGAGAGACGAUUGAAGGCUGAAAAGGAACAGGAGGAAAAUCGUCAACUUCGGAAUGCGCAAAAGGAAUUAAGCAAGGAACAAAAAGAGGCACGUGAGAAAUUGAUGCAACAGUACGGAUAUGUAACGGAAGGAGGCGAUGAUGAAGACGGUGAGAGUAGAAAGGUAGACGAAUUAGCAUCGCUAUCUCCAAAAGAUCGUCGAAAGAAUAAGCAUGCUUCAGCUGCACCAUCGAUAGGCCAAUCGAAACGCAGAUUUGGUGAAAGAGAAGGAACAGAAAAGACGUGA
Mycotypha africana is the source of this 564-nucleotide messenger RNA. RefSeq lists its product as uncharacterized. NCBI's taxonomy places the organism in Eukaryota, Fungi, Mucoromycota, Mucoromycetes, Mucorales, Mycotyphaceae. The record is from RefSeq and is a predicted model, not a curated record. The coding region runs from base 1 to 564 and encodes 187 amino acids. The transcript is spliced from 5 exons.